AUGACCUCCGACACCAGUGCUGCCGCUGCUGGCCUGUAUAUCUCGGCGCCCCUCGCCCCACCAGUCGGGUAUCCCAUGCCCGGUUCUGGUCAGCCGGCAUUGCGAGCUUCAACGCCGUUGGAAGACAAUCGCGCCUCUGUCAUUUCCUCGUCUUCCUCUGGGUCGUCGUCCCAUGGCGGCUCGGUGAAGGGUAGCGGAACAAGACCCACUCCACCGCAGUGGGCACAGCCACCCAAGAGGUCCGGCGACCGUGCAUCCUCUUUCGAUUCCGGACUGGACAGGAGCGCCGUAGAGAGGCCACCACAGCUGCUAGAUGUUACUGAGCACAAUCCCGAGCAGUUUCGUGGUCCGGCAGGCGAGCCAUUCCAGAUCCUGCGGGGUGCACAGGGCCGCAUCGCCAUCAAGAGCACGACGUAUCAGUAUGAAGUGCUUGCUUGGCUGCCCAACUUUAGCUUGGGAGACAUCACUAUCGUUACGCGCAAAAACCACGUCUUGCAUAUUGUAGCAGACCAGUGGGACGAGAAUGAUCACGCUCAGUGGGAAAUCCGCCUCGGCGACGAUGCUGUGAUGAGCUCCGUCCGCGCAACAUUCUCUGGUAAUGAGCUCGCGAUCAGGGUGGCUCGCAGCCCGAAGCUUCGCGACAACGUGUCGAUGCGAUCUAAUCUCUCGAUGAGGUCGGCAUCGACACGAGCACCAAGCCUCUCAGGCACACUCGGCCAUCACGAGCGUAGUUUCAGCACUCCGACUAUGCCGUGGUCCGACUUGGAUCGGCGCGAUCUCGAAGCCAGGAUGUCGCGCGGAACCGAAGGCUUCUAA
Messenger RNA from Cutaneotrichosporon oleaginosum, 816 nucleotides. RefSeq lists its product as uncharacterized. NCBI's taxonomy places the organism in Eukaryota, Fungi, Basidiomycota, Tremellomycetes, Trichosporonales, Trichosporonaceae. The record is from RefSeq and is a predicted model, not a curated record.